ACGAAACAGAACCGGUCUUACCUUUUCCGGAAAAUAAUAUUUUUGUUCAAUGUGGGAAAGACAUAAAAGCAGAAAUUGGAAACCUCUCGUAUCAAGGAAAAGAAGGACGUAACUAUCUAUGCAUCUGGAGAAUUACGGUCGAAUACGGCAAAGUGAUUGCUUUCAAUCUAACAAAUAUAUCCAUAAGCUACACAGAGAACUGGCUGCGUCUUCUGGAUGGAAGCGAUUGUGGUGCACCGGUCGUCUAUUUCGUAUCCGGAGAUUCAGAAAACAGUCUCGUAUCACUGACUUCUACCUCAAAUACAAUGAUGGUCAUAUAUAAUGCAAUAAGUGAGGGGGAAAAAGAUACAUUUGAGGCCACCUAUAAAAUGGUGUCUGCGCCACCUGACACCACACCGGAAGUGUCUGCGCACCCUGACACUACACCGGAAGUGUCUGCGCCCCCUGGCACUACAUCGGAAGCUGGUUCAAAAUUGAUACCUAUGGCGGCCACAAAUCUGUUGCUCAUUACGGCGGCACGGAGUUAUGCUUUACGCUGAAAACUUUACGAUUGGAAGCAUUUUAUCUCUUCGUUUUAAAACUCCAGGUGGCUGGCAUUCAGCUGCAAACAUUUUUUAUUUUUUUAUGUAAUGCAUGUAAUCCUGUUUCAAACUAAAAUAUGUCCUGUCAUCAAAUCCAAUUGCCGCUUUUAUUUGUUUUCUUAAUUUUAUAUAAUUUAGUACACGCUUAUUAACAGCUAUUCCCAAUUUUGUCCCCGACACAGCCUGUGUAUUUGACAUAUAUUUCAGAAAGUGAGGUGAACUUCCAUGAACUAAACUGAUCGAAGCUUUGCUCUACAUACUGCUUGCCUUUUUAUAAUUCGAGAUGCAGUUUCUUAAUACUUGCUUGCCAAGGUACAGUUGGUGCUUUCGCAAUUCGCUGAAGCGGCACAUUAUUGUUUAUUGACAUAUGUAACUCUAUAUUUUGCUGCAAUCUUGUUUGAUAAUUCGCUUAUAUCUACACUUAUAUUUAUUAGUGAGCUUCCACAGUCGGUUGAUGCGGGAUACUUAUUUCAGUCUUCUUUCUUCUUUCGAAAUCCAUUUGCAAUGGACCAAACUGGUUUCUUUAUGUUACUGCAUACCUUAUUGAAUUAUUUUGUGUAGCUUGUCCCAGAUGAAGUCAAUAACAUAAAUGGUUAUCAUUAA
Molecule: messenger RNA, 1184 nt
Organism: Dicrocoelium dendriticum
Lineage: Eukaryota; Metazoa; Platyhelminthes; Trematoda; Plagiorchiida; Dicrocoeliidae
Source: the annotation of a GenBank genome assembly